UGUAAACAUUUUUCACAACAUUUUUUUAGGUUAUGUCGUAGUUUUGAAUUUAUUUAUUUUUCUUCACUUUCUAUUUUUAGUUUUAGUGAAAUAACAAUAACGCGUUGAUAAUAUACUUAUCUUUGUUUAAAUGUGUAUGUAUCGUACUGAAGUUGAACAAGAACAUUUAGGCAUAUAAGCUCAAUAAGUAAGCACCGAGCAGCGAUGAUAACAAUUUUGUUAUUCAAUCAAAUGAUUGUGUGAAAAAUCAGAUAGGAUGUCAUUGGAAACUGCAAAACCUAUUAGUAAACUACAGAUUUAUGCUGUACAGAUUUUAUUUGCAGUCUCUAUCUCUGUAGGAUAUCAAGGUGUUAGCUUCGAUGGCGUCGACGAUGCACAGAAGUGGCUGCUGAUUAUUGCGCGCUACACGGUGUACCUAUAUUUAAUACGGGGCACCGGAGUUUUGGUCGCAUUGUCGCACAACGCGUUCCGCUUUAAGCAGCCCUUAAACUUCCACAAGCUGUACAGACAGCACCAGAAGGACUGGCUUAUAUUCGCCGGGGCACUCGCCACGCUGGUAUUCCGUAAACAGAAGGUGUUUGGACCGGACUUCGUGUUCUUAUUUGCGGCCAAACUUGUCACUGAUUAUACUGAGAUGGAGAAGCAAUCAAAGACUGUGACGUACGGCACGGGCAUGGCGUGCAGCUUCUUCGAGGGCUACCUGACGCACGUCAUUCCCAGCGAUGGGCACCGCUUCGUGGGCUUCGCGGAGAACAUCCGCGUGUUUGAGCAGAACGAAGGCGUGGUCUUCCCCGUCAAGAGGCUGUUCAUCGUGGUCACAAAGAGCCUGUACUGCCCGCCUGAUCUCAAGCUCUUCAACAAGGACAGGCCCGGCCUGUCCUACAUUGAGGCUUGCAAGUCCCUAGAAGACGUGAUGAAGGACGUUGCUGGCGUGAAGAACCGCACGUACCGCAACUCGGCGUACAAGAUCCACCGCGCCAACAAGCCGCCGGUGUACCUCGCCGUCGAAUGCGCCACGCCCAUCCACACGCUGCACCUCGUACUCAAGAACCGCACGCUGUAUGACGAGCUGGACGGCAUCGACGAGGCGGAGGUAGUUCGCGACUUCACAGGCAUGCUGCGCUCUAUCAUUGCUAAGAGUCCUGAGUGCCAGAACCGCUGCGAGAUUGUCUACUACGACAACACAGACCCAGAUCAGAAUUUGGCUGACGUUCUGCUGGACAAGAUCCGCGAGCUCCAACCAGACUUUGAGGACAUUAUCAGAGGAGAAGCCAAUUAAAUGGUACAUUACUCUUAUUUAAUUUCAUUCCGCAAGGUAUGAUUUUGUAGAGUUGUAAAAAACAAGUAGAAAAUAGUUCGUAUUCUCUCCACCAGGCGGCGCCACUGUGAGUCUCAUGCAAAUACGCCGAAAUCAAGUUAUCGAGUAAAACUCGCAUUAUUAUGAAUCAGUCUAUAUUCUGUGUUGAGAACAGCUAAAUUAUUGUUAUUGGAUAUUGGUGAUGAUGAUUGACCAAAUUAUUCUUAUUGAUCGAAAAUCAUUCUAUUACCGUUUACAAUUUGAAAUACAGUGAGUAUAAAUAUACAAUUUUUAAUAAAUGUUUUUAGAUUGCGUUACGCACGUUUGGUGAAAUUUCGUUUAUGUUUAUAAUGAAGGUGACGAUGCCUUGGUUUGUUUUUUCUAAGUUGACUAGCCAAAUGAUAAUUCAAAGUAUGUACCUACUUUAUUCUAGCCCUCAGUUAAUUACUACGUUUGAAAUCAAUUAGUUUGAUGGCG
This is a messenger RNA of Ostrinia nubilalis (European corn borer), 1774 nucleotides long. RefSeq names its product stimulator of interferon genes protein (gene Sting). The transcript is spliced from 8 exons. The coding region runs from base 257 to 1279 and encodes 340 amino acids. Gene Ontology annotation, cellular component: endoplasmic reticulum membrane; autophagosome. Gene Ontology annotation, molecular function: cyclic-di-GMP binding; 2',3'-cyclic GMP-AMP binding. The record is from RefSeq and is a predicted model, not a curated record. Gene Ontology annotation, biological process: innate immune response; reticulophagy; activation of innate immune response. Lineage: Eukaryota; Metazoa; Arthropoda; Insecta; Lepidoptera; Crambidae.